Molecule: messenger RNA, 363 nt
Organism: Annulohypoxylon truncatum
Lineage: Eukaryota; Fungi; Ascomycota; Sordariomycetes; Xylariales; Hypoxylaceae
Exons: 2
Coding region: 1-363 (120 amino acids)
Biological process (GO): negative regulation of apoptotic process; protein stabilization
Source: RefSeq, a predicted model, not a curated record
AUGGCCGAACCACAACCGAAAAGCGUGCACGAAGGGGCCGGAGAUGUCGAAGACGAGGUCCAAACCACCGCGAAGUCGGCUGAGGAUCGCAAGGCAGCGGCGGCAAUGGCCAGCCUCGAUGCGCGGGGAGACGACGCGGGCUCGGGCAACGCUGUCGAUCAAGAAGCUGCUAGCAAAGCUAUAAAGAGCCUCGGAAGCGGUGCUCCCGGUGAGAAAAAGGAGGUCAAGAAGGUUAAGGUAGACGCUGCUGAUGUAGCUUUACUGGUCGACGAACUAGAUCUUACUAAAGUCAAAGCAACUGAGCUGCUUAAGGCGCAUGACGGCGAUGCGGUGCUGGCUAUGAAGGCUUUCAUCGCUACGUGA